AUGGGAACAGAUACCGACCCUAUGAUCAAAAGCAUAGGGGUCAGCAGUUUCAGAGGCCACAGCAGUAGGGUAGUCAGGGAAAUUUCAGACCUCAAGGUAAUUUCAAGCCUCAAGAAGUUGGGGCAUGUAAUCAAGGAUUGCCCUCGGAGACAGCAAGCGCGACAGGGUCAGGCAGCUCCAGCCAGGGCAUUUGUAGUGAUGCCAAGAACUGACAAAGUGCAAAAUACUUUUAAUCUCUUUCAAGAACCCAUUACAGUACUUUUUGAUACUGGUGCUUCUCAUUCUUUUAUAUCUAGACGGAGGGCAGUUACUCUUUAUGAGAUGUGUAAAGAUUUUGAGAUUGACUUUGCGGGUAGAGUCUUGUAUGCAGACUUAAUUGUUUUAGGAUUUGAGGGGUUUACAAUUAUUUUGGAUAUGGAUUGGCUGCGAAAUUACUUUGCGACUCUAGAUUGUGCUAGAAAGAUUGUAAAUAUAGAUAUUCCCGGUAUGUCAAGGCUUACCCACACUUCUAGCGAUAGAGAAGAGUCAGUGAUGACAAGUUUUCUAUGCUCGGUAGAAAUCCCUAAGCAGGAUAUUAGUGAGGUAGAUGUGGUGCAUGAGUUUAAGGAUGUAUUCCAGGAGAUACCUGGACCUCCUCCUUGA
Messenger RNA from Camellia sinensis, 642 nucleotides. NCBI's taxonomy places the organism in Eukaryota, Viridiplantae, Streptophyta, Magnoliopsida, Ericales, Theaceae. The record is from RefSeq and is a predicted model, not a curated record.